Molecule: messenger RNA, 1443 nt
Organism: Zasmidium cellare ATCC 36951
Lineage: Eukaryota; Fungi; Ascomycota; Dothideomycetes; Mycosphaerellales; Mycosphaerellaceae
Exons: 2
Coding region: 1-1443 (480 amino acids)
Source: RefSeq, a predicted model, not a curated record
AUGAAUGAUCAGUCUUAUGACGAUUCCCAGAGCAUUUGUUCCUACGAACUGAGCGAUAGCGAGAGCUUGCUGGACUUCUUUUCAGGAGAGCCCGUCAGAAGCGCGCAGGAAGAGGAAGCUGAAGAUGCUCUUGAAGCACCCUGCAAGCUGUAUCAGCCACUUGAGGAGCACGAAAUCAGAGUCAUUGUACUGGAUCCGGCGACCAAGUUCGACGACCCAGUCCACUGUCGUUUCAAUACCACGUCCAUCCGGUGGCCAAUACCUUAUUCCGCCUUGUCCUACGCAUGGGGCGAGCUGCAGGAGGACGGAUCACACUUCACCCACACUAUCUGCUGCGAUGGGCUCCCGUUAAAGGUCACCAGAACGCUAUAUCAAGCGCUGUUGCGCAUACGCCACUCUCAGGACACUGCCAUAACGGCUCUAUGGAUAGAUGCAAUCUGCAUCAACCAGUCCGAUCCGGUGGAGCGUGCCGCCCAAGUCAUGAUCAUGGAUAAAGUAUACGGACACGCGAGUCACCUGCUGAUUUGGCUUGGCGACCACAUUAUGCCUUUCCGGUUCCUGUUCGAGCGCGAUCUGCGGGAUUCCGACCAGGCAACACGCGAUAAACCAUUCGGAGAUGUCGGCAUGUACGGCGCUGAGUUUAAAGACGCUCCUUGGUUCACCCGUCGCUGGGUGAUUCAGGAAGCAAUGUGCUGUCGGAACCCGCAAUCUAUCCUUGCCGGACUCAUGCAAUUCGCAGUCACCAACCUUGCCAACGUUCUGAUCGAUCCCACCAAGACUUUGACAAGUGGUACCGUGCAAUCUUCCGAGGUGCGUCAGCAACGCACGCUGUUCGAGAAUUUGGUCACAUUCGACAGGGCACUGUGCUCAGAUGAUCGCGAUAGAAUCUAUGCCCUCAGGAACAUAAGCGAAGACGGAAAUUUCGUGCCAGUCGAUUACUCGCAUAAUGCCAAGGAGCUGUACACAUCUCUGGCACGUCAAUGGACCACCGCGGGAUUCGAAACUCAGGUGCUGAUCGCUGCAGUGGGCUCUACUGGCACUGGCCGGCGUCAUAGAAGUCAGCCGUUACCCUCGUGGGUACCGGAUUGGGGCCAUGAGGUCGGAAGGCCACACAAGCUGUCCAUCAAAGCGCUUGAUCCUCCAUCACUUACCAAACUUUCCCGUGGUGUAACAAACCCAGGCUCCACAUACGUCACAAAAGACUUAUGGUUAUGUUUGCGGGUGCCUGGUUGGGUUGUACCUUUGGGCAGUCGUAAAGUACCCGAGCAACCGAGCGGGUCGACAUAUCAGUAUCAAGAGUCUUCAGCUGGCGAAAACUGGAGCACUAAAAUUCACGAAGGGUUCGGUCUAUAUGGUCGACAGGUUUCAUUCACGGGCCUCUAUACGAUGAAAACUGGACUUUACAUGGCCGGGCAAUUUGUGAAGGACAAGGAACUCCUUUAG